Molecule: messenger RNA, 1192 nt
Organism: Misgurnus anguillicaudatus (oriental weatherfish)
Lineage: Eukaryota; Metazoa; Chordata; Actinopteri; Cypriniformes; Cobitidae
Gene: tas2r203
Product: taste receptor, type 2, member 203
Source: RefSeq, a predicted model, not a curated record
GUUGCGCAUCAUGCUUUCUAAAUCCAGGUGAGAAUGUGUGUGAUUUGUUUACAUUUACAUUUAACCAUUUUGCAGACACUUAUAUCCAAAGCGACUUACAAAUGAGGAACAGUUUACAGUAUGGUUGGCACAUUUAAAUCAAUGGCAUAAUAUAAUCCUGGAUGUAUCAGGAAAAGCAGGGCAUUUGCAAGAUCGGGCAUACAGUGUGGACACAACCAAACGGCAAUAAUCAUGAUGCAACCAUGGCUAUUUGUUUUAAUCUGCAGUCCAUUCUGCCUUGCCUCCAGCGUUGUCAACAUUUUUUUCUUCUCUUGGCUAAUCCGACCAGCCGCCGGAGUGACGGUUCGCUAUCCUAUGCGGUUCUUGUUAAUCACUGUGCUUUGCAAUUCAGCAUUUCUUCAAAUUGUCACUGCAGUGAUUAUGAUAAACACUGUUGUAAUUCCACCUUUUUGGUUUCAUACGGUAACCAGAGUUUUGAUUUACCAAGGGUUUACCGGCAACUUCUCAUGCAACGCUUGGAUCAGCAUUUUCUACCACGUGUCAAUUGUUCCACAACAUCGUGCCAUCUUAGUCUGGAUUAAGAGGCAUAUUACAGGCGUAAUAUAUGUUGGCUUUACUUCUACUCAGGUACUACUUAUUUUUUCUCUGACUUUGGGAACAAUAACAUUUUUGAUGGAUACUGAUGCUACAUCGAUUAAUUCAACCAUAAAUACGCUAAACACAUCCUCAUUACCUCAACCUAAAGAAUUGAAGUUCUUUCAGUUGUCAAAUUUAUUGUAUGUGUUAUAUUGCACAUGUCCACUUAUCACAUUAUCAGUAUCUUGGGGCAAAACUUUUGUUUAUCUUCGUGGACAUAUGAAACAAAUGGGACAGAAUGAAUCUUUUUCUCAAUCCCAACAGAAGAGCCAGAUGAGAGUCACGGUGAUAGGCAUGAUACAGGCGGCUGUGUUUCUACCCAGCAGCCUAUGGACUGUAGUAGCUGCUUUUCUCUACGUAUUUGACCUUUUUGAUGUAGUUGAUCCCAGUAGAUAUAUCACAAUAUCAUUCUGCGCUGUAUCCAACUUGGGCAAUCUUCUGUGUUUUGGAUUCUCUCAGUCUGUGUUUCGCGUUAGGAUUGUAAGUUUGUUGAGAAAACUAAAGAGGAAUAAAGAGGACUCAUAAAUGCUCAUGAUGAGGCUACGGAAGUGCGUCU